AUGGCCUGCAAGUUUAAUCUUGAAGGAGUGCUAGCGAAGGUAAACGCCAUAGAUCGGGCCAAAUACGAUUUGCCGCUGCGCGAUAGCCAGGUUAUCAAGCGUGAUCGGAACGAAGUGAGCGUCGACAGUCUACUGAUGUUCUUAUACGAGUACAUGAAGCACAUCAUCAAGCGCAACGCAAGCCCGAAUCGAUUGUUCAACAUGGUUGAGACGGGCUUUUCCCAGGAGAACAGGCUGACAGAGGUUAUCGUGGUCGAGGGCUUGUGGAAUGUGUGGAGCAAGUCCGCACAUUGA
Molecule: messenger RNA, 294 nt
Organism: Hyaloperonospora brassicae
Lineage: Eukaryota; Oomycota; Peronosporomycetes; Peronosporales; Peronosporaceae
Source: the annotation of a GenBank genome assembly